GGGAGGCCGUGCCCAGGGGAGGAGGUGGCGUUCCGUUAGUGACUUUGGGCUCUGGCGGCGGUGGCGGUGCUUUCUCUUUUGCUCACGGGCGGCCGCUCAGGCUGGAGGCCAGCCAGCUCUUGCCGCCACCUCCGUCGCGAUGGGGGCGCAGGACCGGCCGCAGUGCCACUUCGACAUCGAGAUCAACCGAGAGCCGGUUGGUCGCAUUAUGUUUCAGCUCUUCUCAGACAUAUGUCCAAAAACAUGCAAAAACUUCCUUUGCCUAUGCUCAGGAGAGAAAGGCCUUGGGAAAACAACUGGGAAAAAGCUAUGUUAUAAAGGUUCUACAUUCCAUCGUGUGGUUAAAAACUUUAUGAUUCAGGGUGGGGACUUCAGUGAAGGUAAUGGAAAAGGUGGAGAAUCAAUUUAUGGUGGAUAUUUUAAAGAUGAAAACUUUAUUCUCAAACAUGACAGAGCGUUCCUUUUGUCAAUGGCAAAUCGGGGGAAACAUACCAAUGGUUCCCAGUUUUUCAUUACCACAAAACCUGCUCCGCACCUGGAUGGGGUGCAUGUUGUCUUUGGACUGGUUAUUUCUGGUUUUGAAGUAAUCGAACAAAUUGAAAAUCUAAAAACUGAUGCUGCAAGCAGACCUUAUGCAGAUGUGCGAGUUAUUGACUGUGGGGUACUUGCCACAAAAUCGACAAAAGAUGUUUUUGAGAAGAAAAGGAAGAAACCAACUCAUUCAGAAGACUCGGAUUCCUCUUCCAAUUCCUCUUCCUCUUCAGAAUCAUCUUCAGAAAGUGAAAUUGAACAUGAGAGAAGCAAAAGAAGGAAACACAAAAGGAGGCCAAAAGUUAAACGUUCUAAAAAGAGACGAAAGGAAGCAAGCAGUUCAGAAGAGCCAAGGAAUAAACAUGUAAUGAGCCCAAAAGGUCACUCUGAGAGAAGUGAUACCAAUGAAAAAAGGUUGGCCGAUUCAAAUGCUAAAAGGGAAAAACCUGUGGUGCGCCCAGAAGAAAUUCCUCCAGUGCCAGAGAACCGAUUUUUACUGAGAAGAGAUAUGCCUGUUGUCACUGUGGAACCUGAACCGAAGAUUCCUGAUGUUACACCCAUCGUAAGUGAUCAGAAACCAUCUGUAUCAAAGUCUGGACGGAAGAUUAAAGGCAGAGGCACAAUUCGCUAUCAUACACCUCCAAGAUCAAGAUCCUGUUCUGAGUCAGAUGAUGAUGACAGCAGUGAAACUCCUCCUCACUGGAAAGAGGAAAUGCAGAGAUUAAGAGCAUACAGACCACCAAGUGGAGAAAAAUGGAGUAAAGGAGAUAAGUUAAGUGACCCCUGUUCAAGCCGAUGGGAUGAAAGAAGCUUGUCCCAGAGAUCCAGAUCAUGGUCCUAUAAUGGAUAUUAUUCAGACCUUAGUACAGCAAGACACUCUGAUAGUCAUCAUAAGAAACGCAGAAAAGAGAAAAAGGUUAAGCAUAAAAAGAAAGGUAAAAAGCAGAAACAUUGCAGACGACACAAACAGACUAAGAAGAGAAGGGUUGUUAUACCCUCUGACAUAGAAUCCUCAAAAUCUUCCACUCGACGAAUGAAAUCCUCUUGUGAUAGAGAAAGGAGAUCUCGUUCAUCCUCAUUAUCAUCUCAUCACUCAUCAAAGAGGGACUGGUCUAAAUCUGAUAAAGAUGUUCACAGCUCUUCAACCCAUUCCAGCAGAUACUCAUACAGAUCGAAAUCUCACUCACGGUCUUAUUCUAGAGGAAGCUCAAGAUCAAGGACUGCAUCAAAAUCCUCAUCACGUUCUCGAAGUAGAUCGAAGUCCAGAUCUAGUUCCAAGUCCGAGCACCAAAGGACAACAUCAAAAUCACCAAGAAGAAUAGCUUCUCAGUUAAGUGAAAGUAAACCAAUUAAAACAGAACCUUUAAGAGCAACAGUGCCACAAAAUGAAAAUGUAGUAGUACAACCAGUGGUAGCGGAAAAUAUUCCUGUAAUACCAUUAAGCGACAGUCCCCCACCUUCAAGAUGGAAGCCUGGACAGAAACCCUGGAAGCCCUCUUAUGAGCGAAUUCAGGAAAUGAAAGCUAAAACAACCCAUUUGCUACCCAUCCAAAGCACUUAUAGUUUAGCAAAUGUUAAAGAGACUGAUAGUACAUCAUCCUACCACAAAAGAGGAAAAAAUUCAGAAAGUGAUCGGAGUGCUUAUUCAAGAUACAGUGAUAGAAGUUCAGAAAGUUCAGGAAGGUCAAGGAGCAGGUCUUCUAGGAGUAGGUCUUACUCCAGAUCAUACACAAGGUCACGUAGUCUAGCUAGUUCACAUUCAAGGUCUAGGUCUCCAUCAUCUAGAUCUCAUUCACGAAAUAAAUACAGUGAUCAUUCACAGUGUAGCAGAUCAUCUUCAUACACUUCUGUUAGCAGUGAUGAUGGAAGACGAGCCAAGAGGAAACUUAGAUCCAGUGGGAAAAGAAAUAGCACUUCAAAUAAAAGGCACAGCAGCAGCUCUGAAAAGACACUUCGCAAUAAAUACGUCAAAGGCAGAGACAGGUCUUCCCAUCAGAGAAAGUAUAGUGAAAGCAGGUCGUCUUUAGAUUAUUCUUCAGACAGUGAACAGUCCAGUGUUCAGAUUACACAGUCAGCCCAGGAAAAAGAGAAGCAGGGCCAAAUGGAAAUAACAACUAAUAAACAAGAAAAAAACAGAGAUGAAGAGAAAUCCAAGCCUGAACGGGAAUGCCCUCAUUCAAGAAAAAGAACUUUGAAAGAGAAUCUUUCUGAUCACUUUCGAAAUGGCAGUAAGCCCAAAAGGAAGAAUUAUGCUGGGAGUAAAUGGGAUUCUGAGUCAAAUUCAGAACGAGAUGUACCUAAAAACAGUAAAAAUGAUUCCCGGCCAUCUUCUGAUAAGGAGGAAGGUGAGGCCACAUCAGAUUCUGAAUCAGAGGUCAGUGAAAUUCACAUCAAAGCCAAACCUACAACAAAAUCGUCAGCAAAUACUUCACUGCCUGGUGAUAGUGGCACUUGGAAAUCAAGCAAACAGCGGUCAUCAACUUCUGAUUCCGAGGGGUCCUAUUCCAAUUCAGAGAACAAUAGAGGAAAGCCACAGAAGCACAAACAUGGGUCCAAGGAAAAUCUUAAAAGGGAACACACCAAGAAAGUGAAAGAGAAAUUGAAAGGGAAAAAAGACAAAAAGCACAAGGCUCCAAAACGAAAACAAGCAUUUCACUGGCAGCCUCCACUAGAAUUUGGUGAAGAGGAAGAGGAGGAGAUUGAUGAAAAGCAAGUUACUCAGGAGUCAAAAGAGAAAAAAGUUUCUGAAAACAGUGAGACCAUAAAAGAUAAUAUUCCAAAAACCAAGAAAUCCUCUGAAGAGGGCAACCUUUCAGGUAAACAUAAUACAGUGACUGUUUCAUCAGAUCUUGAUCAGCUUACUAAAGAUGAAAGUAAACUCAGCAUUUCUCCCACAGCUUUAAAUACUCAGGAAAAUGUAGCAAAUUCUCCUCAGAGCAUUCAGCAUAUCGAAGAAAGUGUCCCCAGUGGAGUGCAGGAUGUACUUCAAACAGAUGACAACAUGGAAAUUUGCACUCCUGAUAGGAGUUCCCCACCAAAGGUAGAGGGGGCUUCCCCUCUAGGAAAUUCACAGCCUGACACCCAGGAUAGAAGUGUUGUUCAGAAGCAGGAUGUGCAAAGGGAAAAUCCUGAAACAGAGGUAGUAAAACAGGAAAGCAGCGUGUCUGAAAGCAAAGCACUGGGUGAAGUAGAAAAACAGGAGAGCAGCUCUGCCAGCUUUGCCAGUGCCGGAGAAAGUACUGAGAAGAAGGAGGUGGCUGAGAAGAGCCAGGUCAACCCCACGGAUAAGAAAUGGAAGCCCCUCCAAGGUGUGGGGAACCUAGCAGCACCUACUGCUAUCACCUCCAGUGCUGCGGAAGUUAAGGCGUUGACCACUGUGCCUGAAAUAAAACCACAAGGCUUGAGAAUAGAAAUUAAAAGCAAGAAUAAAGUUCGGCCUGGGUCUCUCUUUGAUGAAGUAAGAAAGACAGCACGCUUAAACCGGAGACCAAGAAAUCAGGAGAGUUCAAGUGAUGAGCAGACGCCUAGUCGGGAUGGUGAUAGCCAGUCCAGGAGUCCAAGCAGAUCUCGAAGUCAGUCGGAAACCAAGUCAAGACACAGAACAAGGUCUGUCUCCUAUAGUCACUCAAGAAGUCGGUCAAGAAGUUCCACAUCUUCUUAUCGUUCAAGAAGCUACUCUAGAAGUCGGAGCAGAGGCUGGUACAGCAGAGGCCGAAGUAGAAGCCGGAGCAGUUCCUACCGCAGUUACAAAAGUCACAGGACAUCCAGCAGGAGCAGAUCCAGGAGCAGCUCAUAUGAUCCCCACAGUCGGUCCAGCAGGUCCUACACUUACGACAGCUAUUAUAGCAGGAGUCGGAGUCCAAGUAGAAGCCAGAGGAGUGACAGUUACCACCGAGGCAGAAGUUACAAUCGGCGGAGCAGGAGUUGUAGAUCUUAUGGCUCUGACAGUGAAAGUGACCGAAGUUACUCUCAUCACCGGAGCCCCAGUGAGAGCAGCAGAUAUAGUUGAAAACGUUCUUUUUUGAUAACAAAUUAUAUCUUGUUUGUAAAUAUCUGGUAACUUAAAAAUUUAAGAAACUUAAUGGCAAUCUGUUGUUCUAUUUCAAUAUUAGAGAUGACUUUCAAAGAUAGAUACUUCUUAAUAACCACUCAUUCAUUUACAUGUACGCAGAAGAAUUUAGAAUACAGACAUGUCUCCUAAAAAUAUUUUAUGCCACAUUUUACAGUAGGCAACUAUGGAAAUGAAUUUCAUUUUCUUGAAUCAAGAAAUCGUGAAAUUUAUCUAAGUAUAAUUUGCAAUAUUAUUUUAAGACUAUUUCUCUCCAUUUCAUGUAUUCCUUAGAAUACAGAUUCCUUUUGCCUGUCUUUCCGGUUUUAGCAUAUAUGCUGCCAAGCAUAGAACUGUGAAGGAGAACUGUUAAAGGCGGCCAAAUAUUUAUAUACCGAUUACGGAGAGUCUUGUACAUAUGUGCUCUUUGAAAAACAAACCACCCAGAACUGAUACUGUUGGUAGCCAGGAGUAUAAGGCAGUGGCUCUGGAGUUCUUUAUUCAUUCCUUCUUUGCUGUUUCAGAGGAUCAGGAAAAGUGGUCAUCAUACAGCCCACAGAGUCUAUAUUAUUGUGGGCAAGGUUAAGAAGAAAAAUCAGCCUUAAUUAUAGAUACUUUCAGUGUCUACAAGAACUUAAUAUUUUAUGUUCUUUUUAAUAAAUAGUAUCGGAAGUUUAAAUUGUAAAAAACAAUUCUAUUCCAGUUCAUGCUUUGGUGCUUGGUACUUCUUGGUGCCUCUUUAAGCAUUGUUCUUAUACACCAUACAUUAGAAUACCAGAAAAGAAAGAAUUUUUUUUAAAUCACUAGCACCAAAAGUGGUUUCUUUUGAGCUGUCUUCACUUUGAAUAUUUAGGGGGCUUCUCUCAAGAAAACAUAGGGGUUGGGGGGGAGUCCCCUGCAGCAGGCAGGAUUGGCAACAGGAGGCGUGUGGCCACCCAUGCCUGCUGUAUUUGUGUGCCUCUGGAAGAGUGAAUUGAAGAAUGGACUUAAAAAGUAACACCAAAAUCUAACUGCCACCAUCCUGGAGAUGCCUUGCAGGGCUUUACUUUUAAGUCUCUCAAGUAAGGGGAUAGACUACAACAGCAGCUGAAGGAUUCUAGCCAGCAUGUUUUCCUGUUUCUGCUGUGACCGACACUGAUUGAAUGAAGCCUUGCAUGACCUGAGUAAACCUAGGAUAAGAGACAGGGGACGAGGGGUCGAGGGUACUGCAUAAAUUACACAUUUUCAUGGCUUUGGGUGGUUCCUCCAAAAAUAGUUUGACCUGUAAAAACUAGUUUGAUUUUUUUAAUCUUUACUUUGAGUUUUUGCCCCAAGUGUACUUAAUCACCUUAGUGCCAGAUUAAUCCAGUUAUGCAGGGGAAAUUCAUAUUGGAUGUUUGAUGUAGAACUCUGCAUCGUCCUACCCCAGGCCACGCCUGGUGUAUUUGGGAAGCGGGAAAGAGCCCUCAGUUGGAGGGAUCUGACAACCCUUAAUGGAUGGAGAGGUGACCUUGGAUGUAUUAAAACUAUCACCCAUAGAAGGUAUGAAAACAGGGUUAGGUGGUCAGUUGUUUGCCAAGUCAUUAGACAAAAGUACAUUAGAAAACGGGACUUAAACAAACAGUACUUGAUAGUGAACAUAAAACAAUAUGUGAUUCAUAUUUAGGGUUUUCAAAAGUUGCCUGCAAAGGAGAUUAAUACUACUCAGCGGGGAAAAAAUGCAUUCAGAACCCAAACAGAAACUGCCAAAACUAAUUAUGUUAAGAAAAGUUACUCUUGGGCAGUGUAUUAGUUUUCUAUUGUGGUGUGACAAAUUACCCCAAAUUUAGCAGCUUAAAACAACACCCAUUUAUUAGCUCACAGUUCUGUAGCUCAUGGGUCCAGCAUGGUAUAGCUGGAUUCUCUGCUCAGGGUCUCACAAGGCUGGAAGCGAGGAUUGGGAGGGCAGCAUUCCUUGAUGGAGGCUCUGGGGAAGAAUCUGCCUCCAGGUUUAUUCAGGUUGUGGACAGAAUUCAGUUCCUUGCUAGCUGUCAGCCAGAGGCCUAUCUCUCUCCCAGAUCCUUCAGGUUGCCCACAUUCCUCCUGGUGUGGUCCCCUCCAUAUUCAAGCCAGCAAUGACCCUUCAAGUCUUGCUCUUUCUCAUGCUUCAGAUCUCUCUGCCUUCUUCCUGUGUUUUACGGGUCCGUAUGAUUAGAUCAAGCCCACAGAGAUAAUCUAUUUUAAGGUCAAUUGUGCCAUAGAACUUAACAUAAUUUCAGGAGUGGUAUCUCAUCUCAUCAUAUUCAUGGGUUCUGGGGAUUAGCCUAUGAAAGGGGGAAGGGCAUUUCGAAUUCUGCCUACCACAGGCAAUAACUUUGCCCAUCUCAGCUGUGGGUAGAAUUUUAUCCUAAAAAGAUAGGCCCUAGAAGCCUCAUUUCUUUUCUCCGUGGAAAAGGACAGCCCUCUGCUGCAGUGUUCAACUUGUGUGUUUACUGAAGUGAACUACAGAAAUAGCUUUUCUUCCUAAAGGGGAUUGUUCUGUAUUUUGAAGUUAUUUUUUAAUAAAAUUGAAUUAAGUUGUGUAUUGUGCUUCUUAAUAGAAAAUGCAUUAUUGGACUGUUUUUGUAACGUCCUGUUUAUUGCAAAUAGCUAGUAUUGUUCAAAAACUGUAGAAAAUACUUUUGUACAUAUUAGCAAUGUCUAAUUUGUAUACACUUCAAUUAAGUUUCCCUAAAACUUGAAAGGGGACCUUGUAGAAAUUAAAAUAUAUACUUAGUCUAA
Lemur catta (Ring-tailed lemur) is the source of this 7318-nucleotide messenger RNA. It is a transcript of the gene NKTR, whose product is annotated as natural killer cell triggering receptor. Lineage: Eukaryota; Metazoa; Chordata; Mammalia; Primates; Lemuridae. Gene Ontology annotation, molecular function: peptidyl-prolyl cis-trans isomerase activity. The transcript has 17 exons. The coding region runs from base 140 to 4540 and encodes 1466 amino acids. Gene Ontology annotation, cellular component: nucleus. Gene Ontology annotation, biological process: protein peptidyl-prolyl isomerization; protein folding. The record is from RefSeq and is a predicted model, not a curated record.